AUGAGAUCUUGCAAUAUCAUAAUUGAUAGCAUAUUAAAAAAAAUACCAUUUUCAGGUAAAGUAUAUGAAAACAAAUUUUCUUUCUGUUUUCCUGAAAUUAAAAAUGAAACGUCUAAAAUAAAAAUUAGCAAAAAUUCUGCAUUUUCCAAACUUUUUACCGUGUCACUAUUUUUUCUUUUAUAUAAUUUGUUCCAAUGUAUAUCCAAAGCACAAGAUAAAGUAAUUAUAAUAUUGCAUUGUAAUAAUUAUUAUGCAAGGAAAUUAGCACAGCAGCAGGGGCCACUGAAUAUUAGAGGUAAAAUAAAAAAUACAAAUAAAACUCAAUCAAAAGGAGUUAAGAAGACACUCCAAAUAGAAGAAGGAGAUAACAUUUUAAUAAUAGAAGAUGGUCAUAGAGUACAAAUUAAAGAUAAAAGUGACCACUCACAGAUAACAGGUGAUAACAAAGAACUAUUUAGUAGUAGAAGUAAGGGCCCUCAAAUAAACGAAGAUAUUUUAAAAAUAACGAUGGGAAAUUGGGGUAAUAAUUCCCAGAUGAUCCAAAAUCCAGGUGUUUCACCUUUUGGAAGUUUUGGUAAUCAACUUCCCAUGAAUCAAAAUCCAGGUGUACUGCAAUUUGGAAAUUUUGGUAGUCAACUUCCUAUAGAUCAAAAUCCGGGUGUUUCUCCAUUUGGAAAUUUUGGUAAUCAAUUUCCCAUGAAUCAAAAUCCAGGUGUACCGCAAUUUGGAAAUUUUGGUAGUCAACUUCCUAUAGAUCAAAAUCCAGGUGUUUCGCCAUUUGGAAGUUUUGGUAAUCAACUUCCCAUGAAUCAAAAUCCAGGUGUACUGCAAUUUGGAAAUUUUGGUAGUCAACUUCCUAUAGAUCAAAAUCCGGGUGUUUCGCCAUUUGGAAUUUUUGAUCAAAAUCCAGGUGUUUCUCCAUUUGGAAAUUUUGGUAAUCAACUUCCCAUGAAUCAAAAUCCAGGUGUACCGCAAUUUGGAAAUUUUGGUAGUCAACUUCCUAUAGAUCAAAAUCCAGGUGUUUCGCCAUUUGGAAAUUUUGGUAAUCAAUUUCCCAUGAAUCAAAAUCCGGGUGUACCGCAAUUUGGAAAUUUUGGUAGUCAACUUCCUAUAGAUCAAAAUCCGGGUGUUUUGCCAUUUGGAAAUUUUGGUAAUCAACCUCCCAUGAAUCAAAAUCCAGGUGUACCGCAAUUUGGAAAUUUUGGUAGUCAACUUCCUAUAGAUCAAAAUCCGGGUGUUUUGCCAUUUGGAAAUUUUGG
Plasmodium relictum is the source of this 1259-nucleotide messenger RNA. Its product is annotated as Plasmodium exported protein, unknown function. The annotation marks the transcript as partial. The transcript has 3 exons. The record is from RefSeq and is a predicted model, not a curated record. Lineage: Eukaryota; Apicomplexa; Aconoidasida; Haemosporida; Plasmodiidae.